CGCCGGGACCCCCAAGCACCAGGCGCCGGGAUGGCCGGCCCCGGGGCCGCCGCGUGGCUCUGCCUCUGGUGGGGCCUGCUGGCCGGACCGGCGGGGACCAUGAACUACCCGCCCCGCUACAGCCUCUACACGGGCGCCGGCCUGCCGUUCGCCGCGCAGGUCCAAGGCGCCGGGCAGGCGGCCAACGCAGGGGCGCGCGUGGCCAGUCGCCACAGGAACUGGUGUGCUUACGUGGUCUCUCGCAGCGUGAGCUGCGUCGUGGAGGAUGGCGUGGACACCUACGUCAAGCCAGACUACCAGCCGUGCGUCUGGGGGCAGCUGCAGUGCCCCCGCGUCAUCACCAGGUACCGAAGCUUCGUUCGCCCUCGCUACAAGGUGGCCUACAAGACUGUCUCGGACAUGGAGUGGCGCUGCUGCCCCGGCUACUCGGGUGACGACUGUGCCGAAGGUGGGGUGCCGCCCACCACCCCCCGCCCACGAACUCAGCCCAUCCGUCCCAACCUCUCCGGCUUCAGCAACACGCUCAGCGGUCUUGGCGGAGAAGGGCACAGGGACUCUGAGAAGGUCCAGCAGCUGGAAGAGAAAGUCCAGAGCCUGAGCAAGCAGCUGCAGGACCUGCAGUCCACCAUGGAGACCAGCAACACCAAACUGGCCGAGGACGUCCGCAGGGCCGUCGAGUCCUCCUUGAAUGGCAAGCAGCCGGCGGAUGCAGCCGCCCACCCGGAAAUGAAGGAGACCCUCAACGAGAUCCAGCGCCACCUGCAGCGCCUCGACAACCGCAUCUCCAACCACGAGAACGGGCAGGGGGUGGCACAGGGAGGAGGGACAGACGUCCACGGCGAGGUCCUGCGGGAGGUGGAGAGGACCAUCCACGAAACCUGCUCCUCCUGCGUGACGGGCAUCUACGAGCUGCGGCAGCAGCGGGAAGAGGACCAGGACCGCAUGCGGGCUCUGGAGAAGCUGGUGGCCUCCGUGGACCAGCGGAACCGGGAUGCCGUGGACACCGUCCGGCAACACGUGAGCCGCCUGGCCUCCCAGCCGCCCGAGGAAUGCUGCGCCCGGGCGGAGAGCAGGGUCAGCGGGAUGGAGCAGCGCCUCAAUGUCAUCACGGAGGCCCUCUCCACCCUCAGCGAGCACCUGGCCGGGCGGAGGACGCCUCCGCCACCUCCGCGGAGCGUGGACCAGCGCAUGUCGGAGGUGGAGAGCCGCGUCAACACCACGCAGCGCAGCCUGGAGGAGCACUUUGGGGACCUCCAGGCCAUGCUUGAAGGGGCGGGCGAGCGGCUGCGCCGUGCCGAGGGUCAGCUGGACUCAGUAUUCUCCCGCCUGAACGACUUCCAGAGCCACGUGGGGCGGGCGCUGGCCAACCUGUCGAGGGACGUGGGUGCCCUGAAGGACAGCAGCCUGCAGCAGCAGGGGGCCCUGGAGCGGGUGCACAGCACCGUCCACGCCUGCACGCAGAUCUGCGCCCCUGUGGGCAACCAGGACUCUCAGAUCAGCACCAUUCUGAGCGACCUGGAGAGGAGGCUGCUUGACACUGAGGGACAGCUGCGCAUCCUGGGCAGCAACCUCCACCAGCUGGACAUCUCGGGAAAGUUGCGCAGCCUGCAGGGACUGGUGGGCUCCCACAGCGACGCCCUCAGCAGACUGGCAGGGGAGGUUGGCGAGCUGGAGAACCGCGUGGUGGUCUCCGUCAGUGCCGGGCCCCCCGAGCUGGUUCUGCAGGCCAACCGGACCCAGCAGCGUCUGGAGGAGCUGGAGAAGGAGGUCCGGGGGCUGGAGCAGCUCUCCUGUGGACAGGAGUGCGCCGAGCUGCGAGAGGAGGUGGGCCAGCUGCGGUCUGAGGUGGAGGUCUGCCAGGCUGCCUGCCAGCCUCCCGGGCGGCGCCCUGAUCUGGGCAGUGGCGGCAAGGAGUCAGGGGACGCCUCCCGGCCGCUGGACGGCUUCAGUGUGAUCGGGGGCAGCUCUAGCGUCCACCUGCAGUCCUUGCAGGGCGAGCUGUCGGAGGUCAUCCUGGGCUUCAGCUCCCUGAACGAGACGCUGGCCGGGCUGCAGGCCACCGUGGAGAAACACCAGACGGAUAUCCACGAACUGGGCACCACCAAGGACCACAUCAUCGCCGAGAUCAACCGGGUGCAGCAGGAGGUGACGGAGCACGUCAGCGAGAGCGACGAGCGCUUCCAGGUGCUGGGCCGCGAGGUGCAGCGCUUUGGGGGCGCCCUGCGCGUGGAGGCCUCCGACUGCCGGAGGGCUUCCGGGGGGCUGGCGGAGAGGCUGGCCAAGCUGGAGGGGGCGUGCGAGAGGCUGGACACGGUCUCCGGGAGCCUGCGCAAGAUCAAGGAGGGGCUGGACAAGCACGUCUCGGCCCUGUGGGGCUGCCUGCGGGACGUGAACGGGACCCUGCAGACCCACGGAGCCCUCCUGGACAAGAUCCACGGCAGCCAGCUGGGCACCAUCCACCGCCGGCUCAGCACCCUCAACGGCUCUCUCCAGACCUUGCAGGGGCAGCUGCACGGAUUCACCCUGCAAGACUUCACAGGACCUCGAGGGCCCCCUGGACCAGAGGGCCCCAUGGGGAAGCAGGGGGCCAUAGGCCCAGUUGGUCCCCCGGGCAAGGACGGAAGGACCGGCUCUGUGGGGCCUCCAGGUCUCCCCGGAGAACAAGGUCUGCCUGGGCCACCCGGAACGACACCCAAGGUCUCCUUCACUGCAGCACUGACCGCCCGCCACGUGGAGACGGGGACCAUCGCCUUCGACCGGGUGCUGCUGAAUGACGGGGACUCCUACGACCCGAAAUCUGGAAUCUUCACCGCUCCGUUUCCUGGCCGCUACCUGGUCAGCGCCAUCCUGACCGGCCACCGGGGGGAGAAGAUCGAGGCGGUCCUCUCCCGCUCCAACCAGGCCAUUGCCCGCAGCGACUCGGCCGGCUACCAGCCCGAAGGCCUGGAAAACAAGCCGGUGGCCGAGAGCCAGCCCAGCACUGGAGCCCUGGCCGUCUUCACCCUCGUCGUCCCCAUGGAAGCUGGAGAAACUCUCUGCGUGGACUUGGUCUCCGGCCGGCUGGCCCGCUCCUCGGACGAGCCACUGACUGUAUUCAGUGCAGCCCUGCUCUAUGAGGACGACCUGGGGGUCUAGUUGUCUUCUGGGCUGGGAAAGGGGGCUGGCUGAAGCAGCGCCUCCGUCCAGCCUGGGAAGGGAGAGCUGAGGACCCCUCCACACUGCCCUCUUGCAGCCCCAGCCAAGCCUCCCCUCCUCCCACCUCUGGGCCACCCAGCAUUUGGGCCAACACCACAGGGAGGGCGUCCCUUCUCUCGCUGGCACCCCCUGCCCCUUGGCCUCUCU
Molecule: messenger RNA, 3342 nt
Organism: Lacerta agilis (Sand lizard)
Lineage: Eukaryota; Metazoa; Chordata; Lepidosauria; Squamata; Lacertidae
Gene: EMILIN1
Product: elastin microfibril interfacer 1
Exons: 8
Coding region: 31-3135 (1034 amino acids)
Molecular function (GO): protein binding
Source: RefSeq, a predicted model, not a curated record